This is a messenger RNA of Nerophis lumbriciformis (worm pipefish), 1488 nucleotides long. RefSeq names its product ectonucleotide pyrophosphatase/phosphodiesterase family member 7-like. NCBI's taxonomy places the organism in Eukaryota, Metazoa, Chordata, Actinopteri, Syngnathiformes, Syngnathidae. The record is from RefSeq and is a predicted model, not a curated record.
AUGCGUUUUCUCUGCAUAUUUGCCUUUGGAGUGAUAGCCAGUGCUCCUUGUGCUGCAGCCCCUUCAGGAGAUUAUGUUUCUGGGCUGCAUUCUGUUUUCAGUGGGUCUACCAGGAACAAACUGCUACUCAUCUCUUUCGAUGGGUUCCGCUGGGAUUAUGACCAAGAUGUGGACACCCCCAAUCUGGAUAAAAUUGCCAAGGAUGGAGUGAAGGCCAAGUAUGUCACCCCGCCAUUCCUCACUAUCACCAGCCCCACGCACUUCACCCUGCUCACAGGGCGUUAUGUGGAGAAUCAUGGAGUGAUUCACAACAUGUGGUUCAACACGUCCACCCAGGAGAAGAAGCAGUACUACAUGACCCAGUUUGUUGAUUCCUACUGGGACAAUGGCAGCUUGCCCAUCUGGAUAACAGCACAGAGACAGGGUCUAAAAGCAGGCUCUCUACAUUUUCCUGGCACAGCUGCUACCUACAAAGGAGAGAUAGUGAAAGUGAGGAAGGUGGAACCUCGUUUCUAUGACUAUUCAAACGAGACAGAAUGGAGGCGUAACAUCGACAAGGUUAUCGGAGAGUGGUUCCACCAACAGGACCUGGACUUUGUCUCCUUGUAUUUUGGGGAACCAGAUAUGGUUGGCCACAAAUAUGGACCUGAUUCCCCAGAACGCCGGGAGAUGGUCCAGCAAGUGGAUCGUACUGUGGGGUACAUCCGAGAUGAGAUCUAUUACCAUGGUCUGGCUGACCGACUCAACAUCAUCAUCACUGCUGACCACGGGAUGACUAAUGUCUUUCGGGGAGGACAAGUUCAGGAGAUCAUCUUGUCUCAGAUCCCAGGUUUUAGCUUCAGGGAUAUCAAAUUUCAUCUUGUGGAUUAUGGCCCUGCUGGAAUGCUGCUUCCGAAAGAAGGGAUGCUGGAGAAAGUCUAUCAAGCUCUGAAGGGAGGACACCCUCGCCUUCACGUGUACAAAAAGGAGGACAUGCCAGAGAGACUACACUACAGUAAUCACCCACGACUUCUUCCCAUCAUCCUCUUUGCUGAUCCUGGAUAUGUCAUCAAUGGGUUGUUUCCUGUCCAGUUUCACAAAGGAGAGCACGGCUUUGACAAUGAAGGGUUAGACAUGAAGCCCUUCUUCAGGGCAGUUGGGCCUGACUUCAAGAAAAAUGUGGUCGUUGAACCCUUUGAGACGGUCAAUGUUUACACACUGAUGUGCUAUCUACUUGGCAUAGAGCCAGAGGUCAAUGAUGGGCACCUAGACAACACUAAACAUCUGCUGAUGCCAAAGAAAAACACAGGAGGAGACAAUGACGGUCAGAAACAGGAUACUUUGUCACCGCUUGUGAUUGGUUUAUCAACAGUGACUGGGUUUCUGGCACUGGUGUUUAUAGCAGUGACUUCCCAUACUUUCUGGAAAAGGAGGCCAGCAGAAGAGAGUUUUGAACAGAAGUACAGUGCUGAUGAGAACACCACACACGACAAGCAAACCAGUUUUUGA